Messenger RNA from Colletotrichum phormii, 733 nucleotides. RefSeq lists its product as uncharacterized. Lineage: Eukaryota; Fungi; Ascomycota; Sordariomycetes; Glomerellales; Glomerellaceae. Bases 98 to 577 code for a protein of 159 amino acids. The record is from RefSeq and is a predicted model, not a curated record. The transcript has a single exon.
UACCCCCGGUCAGCCAUUGUCAACUAAUAGCUCCUGCUUAGAAUCCCACACCUUGGUCAUCACUUGAUGAUAACGAGACCUGAAACACACCGUGGCAAUGUGGGAAAUUGCACCGCUUCCGCUGCUAAACGCAGCCGACCGCGAGGGAGUUCCACCUGCAGGCCAAGCCGAGGCGACAUAUCAGCGUGUCAUCUCAGCCCUGUGCUGUGUAUCGAAUUACUGCAUACACAUUACAUUGUCUGAGGCUUCUCUGCUUCUCUCUCUCGCACUCGUCCCGCAUGGCACUGCAUCGGCCGCUACUUACAUCGUGUACAUGUUUCAUGGACCCAUAAGGCAGCCAACGUCGAGUGUCUUUCCCAAGCCACCGCGCCGCCGAGGUCAUGGCCGCAGAAGAAGCCUUCCGCGCCUACAUCGGAGUGCAGAUACCUCGGUCCAGGGCGUAUAUACUGAGACAGUGCAGGUGUCUCCCCUGCUUUGUGUGAUGCUUCCUUCGCCUUCGAUGAUCUUUCCAUUUCGAGGUCAGACUAAACUGGUCCUGCCACACCCCUCGUCGACUAAGGAGACCCUGCCGCUGUAAGGUAGAACAGGCAUGGCGCUACAUACUUACUUUACAGCUUGGGUGAGAUAUGGUGCUUCCUGUUUUGGACCACUACUCAGUCUCUGUCCGGGGUUCCGCCUGCUCAGUCAUCCUUCCGCAUCUACAUCUCUUUUCUUAAGCCUCCUCUUCGUCCGU